This is a messenger RNA of Corythoichthys intestinalis (scribbled pipefish), 5943 nucleotides long. RefSeq names its product ceramide kinase (gene cerk). NCBI's taxonomy places the organism in Eukaryota, Metazoa, Chordata, Actinopteri, Syngnathiformes, Syngnathidae. The record is from RefSeq and is a predicted model, not a curated record. The transcript is spliced from 13 exons. Gene Ontology annotation, biological process: ceramide metabolic process; phosphorylation. Gene Ontology annotation, molecular function: ceramide kinase activity. The coding region runs from base 65 to 1693 and encodes 542 amino acids.
AUGCACAAGCGCAUGUACUGAGUGAGCUCAGUCUGUUGUGGCGGCUCCAAAAGUUGAUCAGCUAAUGGAUCAUCAGUAUAUCGUGCUGUUGUCAAACCUUUUUAGUAAGCACGGGCAGGUGAAUGUUACUCUUUUUCGAGAUUUUCUGGUGUGGAAGGACAUUGAGAAGAAGCGGAGAAGUUCUGUCAGCACUUCACCAACAGCGCGUAGUCACGCCGUUCAAGUGUCUGAAGUCGUCGCCGUGCACAAGACGGACACAAGCGACAGGAGCAAGGAGGCGAAGCAUGUACAACUCAAUCCUCAUGCAUUUACAGUUUUUUACAUAAAGAGGAGCACGCAGCAUCACUGGCGGUGCGACCAGGUCACCUUUUACUGUGAUCAUCUGGGACUUUGCCAGCAAUGGAUUCAAACCAUCAAUGAUCAACUGGCAGUACAAACCAAUCGCCCCAAGAGCCUGCUGGUGUACAUCAAUCCCUACGGCGGCAAGCGUCAAGCCAAGUACAUUUAUGAUCAGAAGGUGGCGCCGCUGUUUUCCCGAGCCUGCAUCGCCACCGACGUGAUUGUUACAGAACGGGCCAAUCAUGCAAGGGAUCACUUGAAAACAGAAGCAAAUCUAGACAAAUACGAUGGAGUGGUGAGUGUAGGCGGAGACGGCAUGUUCAGUGAGAUCCUACACGGACUGGUCGCCAGGACCCAAAUUGAGCACAGCAUAGACCUCGACCAACCCGACGCCCGAUUGGUGCCGUGCUCCCUCCGCAUCGGGAUUAUCCCUGCAGGCUCUACAGAUUGUGUCUGCUUCGCCACAGUAGGAACCAACGAUCCUGUUACGUCCGCUUUGCACAUCAUUGUUGGCGACUCCCAACCCAUGGACGUGUGCUCGGUGCAUAGCGACGAUACGUUUCUGAGAUAUUCAGUAUCGUUGCUGGGUUACGGCUUCUACGCCGAUAUUCAGACCGACAGCGAGAGGCAGCGGUGGCUGGGUCCUGCUCGAUAUGACCUAUCAGGAGUAAAGAACUUUCUGAGUCACAACUAUUAUGAAGGCACCGUCUCAUUCGUUCCGGCGGAGGACGACGUAGGGAACCCCAGGGACAAGGAGCUGUGUCGGGCCGGGUGCAAUGUGUGCCAGCGCCAGACCUCAUUACAGGAGAUCCGCGAUGACGAACCGUCGCACACAGACAGUGACACUUGGACGGAAAUCCGCGGAAAAUUCAUCGCCAUCAACGCCGCCAACAUGAGCUGCGCGUGUCCCCGCAGUCCGCAGGGCUUGUCGCCCUCCGCCCACCUUGCCGACGGCACCGCCGACCUCAUCCUGGUGCGCAAGUGCUCCCGCUUGGACUUCUUCAAACACCUCCUCCGCCACACCAACAAGGAAGACCAGUUUGACCACUCAUUCGUGGAAGUCCACCGUGUACGAAAGUUUCGCUUCCAGCCGCGCCAAAAUGAGACCGUGUCGCUGUCGGACCUAAGCGGGCCCCAGAAGGAUCACAUUUGCUCCAGGAACACACCGUGUCGCUACGGCAACUGCAUCUGCAGCCACUGGACGUGCGAUGGUGAGAUCCUGCCUCACGUCGCCAUCCAGGUCAGUGUCCAUUGCCAGCUGAUCAGGCUGUUCGCCCGCGGCAUCGAGGAGAAAAACCACAACCAGAGUCCUGUGUGGCUUCUGGAAGCAGACGCAUUCCAAUCUGUGGGCUGAACUCUAAACGCUGACCAUCGUGGAACUAUCUGGAAGGAAUUCUGAUCUGGUCUAGGCUUCGAAGAGCCACCAAGAGAUGAUGAAGGCAAUUUCCUGAAAUGCUAAGCGAAAAAACAGAACAAGACAGGGCUUCUGGUGUCUAUUUUUCAUCUGUGACCUAAGCGAGAGCAGAAGUGAGUCAACGGGGACCACUUGACAAGAACCGUCUGAUACGCUCAGAGCCAGAUGAAUGUUUUUGGUGUAAACUGCUAAAACGUUGCCGCCAUUUACAGACGUUUUGCUCAGUUGAGCUCAGAUGUCAAGCCGGUCUUGAUGUCUGAAGAAAGGUCACAGAACAUUUGGGACUGAUAUAUUAAAGUGACUUUUGUGUUUAAGUCCAUGAAGGAAAUGGUAGUAAUGUGUUCUUUCGGUUUAGCAGUGUAGAUGAAGUGCUAUUUGGCAAACAAUUGGAGUCGAGUCACAGGGACUCGAGUCACAAAUUUGAUGACUCGCAACGACUCGGACUUGAACAAAAAAAAAAAACGUAGACUCGGACUUGACUCGCUUGAGCUGGGAGGGAGACUUGACUCGACUCGUGAGACAAUGACUCGAGACUCGACAAGUUGACUCGAAAAACUUCAAUCGUAGAUUGGUUCCUACCUGCCAGUGAACCGCUUAGUUGCAUGGUUGUAGGUGGGCUAAGGAACAAUGGUAAUGGCCUUGACUAACCUGUGACUCAACUUGACUCGACUCAACAACCUUUUGACUUGAGACUCAACUCAUUUUUACAACCUUGAGACUCGACUCUACUCGAAUCAAUUUAACCUCGUGAAUCGACUCGACUUAACCUCGUGACUCGACCCGACAUAACCUCGUGAAACGACUCGACAUAACUUCGUGACUCGACUCAACUCGACAUAACCUUGUGACUUGAAUCGUCUCGACAUAACCUCGUGACUCGAAUCUGAUUUGAAUCGUCUCGACCAGGGGUCGCGUUAACCGAAUAUUUUCCGUCGUUGACCGGUUUUUUAAAACGGUGACGGAAAAAACUGAAGUCCAUCUGUCAUUUUGACAGGUUGCAAUUCACACCCCAGACCACAGGGUGGCGAGUGAGCAUAUUAAUUAGCUAUUGUCUCUCUUAAUGCAUGACACCGUUGGCCUUACUCGGAAAAAUGUCAAGGCAACUGAGUGUCCGAACUAAGUCGUCUGUCCGAGGCAAAAGUCCAAAACCUCAUGACAAUAGCCUCUGAAGGAAUCCCACUUGAGACAUUUGAUUAUGCACAAGCAGGCACGCAAUUCAAGUCCAUGCGCACCAGGAGGAAGACUGCGUUCAGGCCACAGCAGGUGAACUGUUAAUUUCAUUGUUCCAUUAUGUAGCCUACCUACUGGGGCCACAGUCAGCUGUUUUUGUCACUGCCUAGAAAAAGUUACAUAUUCAUAUGUUUGAUGGCACGGUGUGGAUUCUGUUAAGCUUGUUCGGACAGAAUAUUGUAGCGUCACCGGGGUCUGGCGGCAGCACCGUGAUUGACACAUCAACGCGAGCUUCUUAUUGUUGCACCCGGUGUGCCAGCGCGUCAUCCAAUUGGUGGACUAGAUUGCCGCCUGUGUAUAAAGUUGCCUCUUUUUCUUAGGGGGCGGAGUUGUUGUUUUGUUGGUGUUGCUGGCGGUAAGCAGAGUAAAAAGAGGGAGAAAAAUACCACGACUUCCGUGUCUAAUUUUUCGCCGCCAAGCAAGCAUUACAAUAUUAAUUAAAAAUGAAUGAAAACUAAAUACUAUUGAAUGUCAUUAUUAUCAUUUUAAGAAUUUAAGUGACGGGUAAAAAUAGAUUAUGACCGGAUUUUUAUGACCCUGUCAGUCAAAAUGACAGACAACGAAAAAGUCUAGCGCAACCUCUGGUCUCGACAUAACUUCGUGACUCGACUCGACAUAACUUCGUGACUCGACUUGGCUUAACCUUGUGACUCGACUCGACUUGGCUUAACAUUGUGACUCGAAUGGACACAACAAAUCUCUUGACUCGACUUAACCUCGUGACUCAACUCAACAUAACCUCAUGACUCAACUCGACAGAACCUCAUGAGUCGUGACUCGACUGGACAUAACCUCGUGACUCGAAUCGACUCGACAUAACCUCGUGACUCGAAUCUGACCCGAAUCGACUCGACAUAAUCUCGUGACUCGACAUAACGUCAUGGCUCGACUCAACAUAACCUUGUGAAUUGACUCGACAUAACCUCUUUAAUCGACUCGACUUGGCUUAACCUCGUGACUCAACUCGACAUAACCUCGUGACUCGACAUAACCUCGUGACUUGAAUCGUCUCGACAUAACCUCGUGACUCGAAUCUGACCCGAAUCGACUCGACAUAACUUCGUAACUCGACUCGACUUGACAUAACCUCGUGACUCGACAUAACUUCGUGACUCGACUCGACUUGACAUAACCUCGUGACUCGACAUAACUUCGUGACUCGACUCGACUUGACAUAACCUCGUAACUCGACAUAAACUCAUGGCUCAACUCAACAUAACCUUGUGAAUCGAUUCGACAUAACCUCUUGAAUCGACUCGACUUGGCUUAAACUCAUGACUCGACAUAACCUCGUGACUCGAAUGGACACAACAAAUCUCUUGACUCGACUCGACAAAACCUCGUGACUCAAAUCAACUCGCCAUAACCUCGUGACUUGAAUGGACACAACAUAACCUCGUGACUCGACUUAACCUCGUGACUCAACUCAAAAUAACCUCAUGGCUUGAAUGGACUCGACAUAACCUCGUGACUCAUCUCAACUUGACAUAACCUCAUGGCUUGAAUGGACUCGACAUAACCUCGUGACUCAACUCGACAUAACCUCAUGACUUGAAUGGACUCGACAUAACUUCGUGACUAGAAUCGACUCGCCAUAACCUCAUGACAGGAAUCGACUCGACAUAACCUCGUGAGUCUUGACUCGACAUAACCUCGUGACUCGACUCGACAUAACCUCGUGACUUGACUCAACUUUCCCACAACAGGUAAGACUCGGGACUUACUUGUGACUCGGAUCAUAGUGACUCGUGCAAUUGUCUGCUAGUUGAUAUUCCACUGACUCUUAUUGUAGAAGCUUCCCAUCAGAAUGAAUGUCGACCACUUUCUGCACUCAUAGGCCUUGUUCACACUGGUAGCCAAAAUCAGAUUGAACAUGGAUUGCUAUUUUGGAGUCUGAACAAUCACAAAGCACAGAAAUCUGAUUUUUGCGGGACGGAUUGAAACUACAUACUAGUUUCAUAUCAGAUAUGGACAAGAUGCUUCACUGUUUUGACUGUCCAUGAAAUCACGUUGUUCUGCCUGAUGCCUUCGUGACACAGUAAACUGUCAGGUGUGUCAAUAUUGUGAACAGGCCCAGAUCCGAUUUGGACAUUUCUAAAAGUAGUGUGACUAAAAAUUACAUUUAAGGAGGAAUCAGAUUAGAAUCGGACAUGUCCACAGUCUGAACGCAGCUAGAGUACGAAACGGACAAUUCCAUAGUGAAGUUGGUAUUCCAAAGAAUGAAUGCUUAAAAAUAUGAUUUUUGGUUUAGUAAUGAAAAUGUAAUAAAGAACUGAUAUGACUCGUACCUAGCGACGCUACACUCAUGCUUUUGGUCAAAACUAUUAAGAAAAACAUCCACUCAUAAUUUUUAUCAGGUUCUUUUUUGGGAUGCUAACAUCAAAAUAGUUAAAGAUUCUCCAAGGAACCAAGGUUGCUUAUUAUUUAUGAGCUAAAGGACCUCUCAACUCCAUACCUGUCAUGUUGUACGGUUUCGGCAACAAGACAAUGUGCGUUACCACGAUGGUUGAAUGACGCGAGAAAAGUCAGAGACACGGAGAAAGAAAAGCGGGAGUGGAAAGGAGGGAAGAGUGUUGUCACGCUGUUGCAAACGCGAUGCUAGGCUAGGUGGCUCCAAUAUUUCCUGACUGUAGCCGACAGCCUACAAUCUACGCCCACAUGAUGCUACACUAGAUAUAAUAUGCAUAUAAAACUAGAUGCUUAAUGACAGACUGAGCGGCGUGAGUAAACAACCGCCAUCUUAAAGCAGUAGACUUCUCAGAAAGGCUGUUGCAGUGAACCUUCCCAGCGAACCUAUGUAACUUUUUAUCUAAAAUACUCCUAAAUCAGCAAAAUCUUGACUUGAAUCUAUCUUAAAUUGAUGAAACAGUUUUAAAACUUUCACAUGUUGAAAAUAGACAGAAGGGAACUAAUGCAAAAACGGGAGCAAUUUUAACAACUUUAACGGUUUAUUCACAACA